This is a messenger RNA of Ipomoea triloba (trilobed morning glory), 876 nucleotides long. RefSeq lists its product as uncharacterized. The record is from RefSeq and is a predicted model, not a curated record. The transcript has a single exon. The coding region runs from base 1 to 876 and encodes 291 amino acids. Lineage: Eukaryota; Viridiplantae; Streptophyta; Magnoliopsida; Solanales; Convolvulaceae.
AUGAAGCACGGAGUCGGAGGAAGGAGAAAGGCGCUGGUAACCGAUGAGAAAGGCGCCGAUGCUCAUCACAACCGUCGCGACAAUCUAGCCGGUCUAACGCUAUUCGCUAUAUUGGGCGGAGAUGAGGUGUCGCCUGCGACGGCGACGGCUCCGGCUCCAGCUCCAGCUCCGGCACCGGCUCCGGCUCCGGCUCAGCAGACCAGGACUCUCCUGGAUGCCAUAAAAGACGACUCCAGUGGCGGCAAGGAUCACAAGCAUACAUGGAAACAUUUCAAGGAGAAGCUCCGACCGAAACCGCCCGCCGGCGCAGCCUGGACUUCCACCGUCCCCGUCCCUGCCUCGGACGUGCCGAUGAACAACCGGAGUAUGAGCCGGAGGCAUUCGAAUCGGCUUGCGGAGGCAGAGUAUCCUGCGGGCGAAUAUAAGCCGGAGCUAUCUGCAUCGGCGUCGAGACGAGAGCUUAGGUCAACUCCGUCGAGGAAAAUGUCGUUGACGAGGAACCAAAGCCGGACGGGAGAUAGGAGCUUGAAAUUGCAGAGCUCGAUGUCGAUCAGAAGAGGAGGAGAAGAGGAGAGCGAAGGAGGCGAGAAGGGAGAAGGAGAUCAACCGAUGAGGAUGUCGUUAAUGGCGCUUUUGGGGGAAUCGGAAGAAGGGGGAUACGCGAUGGACGAUGAGGAGGAAGACGGAGGCGGUUGCGAGGAUUACGGGGGAGAAUUCCGUAAUUGCUGCGUGUGUAUGGUUAGACACAAAGGGGAGGCAUUCGAGCCAUGUGGACACACAUUUUGCAGGCUCUGCUCAAGGGAGCUCGGGGCUGAGAAGGGGAAUACUUGUCCACUCUGCAACAAUUUCAUCCUCGAAAUUCUCGACAUCUUCUGA